Triplophysa rosa is the source of this 1649-nucleotide messenger RNA. It is a transcript of the gene mal2, whose product is annotated as mal, T cell differentiation protein 2. Lineage: Eukaryota; Metazoa; Chordata; Actinopteri; Cypriniformes; Nemacheilidae. Bases 63 to 593 code for a protein of 176 amino acids. Gene Ontology annotation, molecular function: structural constituent of myelin sheath. Gene Ontology annotation, cellular component: membrane. The transcript has 4 exons. The record is from RefSeq and is a predicted model, not a curated record. Gene Ontology annotation, biological process: myelination.
CUCCAGAGGGAUUGUCCUGUGGGUACUGCUUUGUUCAGCUGUGCCUCUGAAAGUGAGAGAGGAUGGCGGACACACCGAACCCGGCCGCGACCUCCUUCCCGGCACCUACCGUCUCUCUGCCGCUCGGGGUGGGAAUACUGAGGACUUACUCUGGGGCUCUCAUCUGUUUGGAGAUUGUGUUUGGAGGCUUGGUAUGGAUUUUAAUAGCGUCGACGAACGUGUCCGUACCGCUGUUGCAGGGAUGGCCGAUGUUUGUGUCCUUAACCAUGUUCAUUUGUUCAUCCACAUACCUCGCCCUCUUUAUACUGGGCCUGGCUGACAGAAUUAACACUGACUGGAAUUUUGUGGAUAUGUUUUACCAUUUCAUCGCUUUGCUGUGUUAUUUUGGUGCCUUUUUGCUGGAGGCUACAGUUUCGUCUGCAAGCGCAUAUAUAAACAGCACUGCCUGUAUACGCAGACCCCGUGGCAAUAUCAUCACAUUUCUGGAUUAUCGAGAGUACAAUAUUAAUGUUGCUGCAGCGAUAUUUGCAUUUAUAGUGACUAUUUGUUAUGGCUGCAGCAUGUUCAUGGGCUUCAGGAGGUGGAGGAAGUGAAAUACAACUGGUGCAUAUGUGAGCCAUCACAUAACAUGGAUGUUAUUAAACGUCAGCUGUACUGUUAUGGGCAUUGCUUAAGGUGAUGUCACUUCACUGGUUUACCACGAUGUCCCCAUGCGGGUGUUUAUUCACAUUAAUGUCAUUUAAAAAAAUAACAUGUUUUUCGGUUCUAUUUGGUAAUUUGGACAAAAAUGACAUAAUGAAUAUUUAAACAAAUAUUUCAAUUUAACAUUUGUUUUCAUAAUUUAUGUUUAAACAGUCCUGGUUGUGAGGGAAGUUAAUUUCAGAAAUAUCUGUCUGAUAUAAUCUUAAAAUCUAAGACAAUAAAACCCAGGCAACUUUUUUUUUGAAAACUGUAAAUGCAACUAAAGUUAGAUGCAUAACUGUGUAUGUAUAGUGCAUAAUAUAUAUUUAAUAUUAUUUAAUAUCCAACCGACUUCCUGUCUUAUGUUUAUACAUAGUGAAAUCAUAAUGUAUAGCUUUAAUAAACCACAAACAUUUUUCCUAGUCUGUGUGAUGAAAUUUACAUUCAAAUGUUACAGAUUAUUUUACAUAAUCUUGAGACAGCUGUGCUAUCAUUUAAGGAAAUGAUGUGUAUUGACCACUAGAGGGACUACUUUGAAUGGCUUACAACCACAAGAAUACAUGCAGUAGAUUUCUUUGUAAUGCUACAUUAACAUUAUUGACUGCAUUUUUUUGUUUAUUAAGCGGGUGUCUUAGGUUUACUCUGUGGGUACAGUAAUGUUAUAAUUAAAUCUAUCAGUGAUUAAAUGAACAAUCAAUUAUCUGAAAUUGAAUGGUUUGACUUUUUAUUAGUUGUAAGUUGCUAAAAAUACUGUAUCUUUAAAGAGGUUUCUUUUUUAUAUUAUUUGUCUUAUUCCACGUGAGUAAAACCUUUAACCCUGACAGUGUGCUGUCAGAUUUGACACGUCAGCUUCUUCAACCUCUUUGGUCUCUUUGUCCCAUUUUCCUUAAUACCAGAAUCUUCUUUGACAGAUGUAGUGUAGUGGAAAGACAGCAAAGGAUCAUUUGGCAUGAUGUUCCUAAUGGUGU